Messenger RNA from Helicoverpa zea (corn earworm), 3030 nucleotides. RefSeq names its product collagen alpha-1(IX) chain-like. The record is from RefSeq and is a predicted model, not a curated record. The transcript has 23 exons. NCBI's taxonomy places the organism in Eukaryota, Metazoa, Arthropoda, Insecta, Lepidoptera, Noctuidae. Bases 831 to 2987 code for a protein of 718 amino acids.
GGUUAGACUGGAAGCCGACUCCAACAUAGUUGGGAAAAAGGCUCGGAGGAUGAUGCACACCAACGUCAUGAAUCUUCUGUAGAAGUAUUCGUUGAUGCAUUUUUAUGCACGUUGAUAAGAGGGCAUAGAUGACUGAAAAAAACUGAAUAAGAAUUCUGUCAUCUUAUCUUACGUUUUAGGGAAUGGACGGACAGCAGGAUUCAGGCCAAGGAAGACGACCGGCCAAACGACUGAAAGUCUAGGCGGAUGAUUGAUGAAUAGAACAGUUUGUCAAUGUCAUCAAUGUUUUAAGAAAAUAAUAAUAAAGUGAUAAGCAUUUUAGAGGAACUCUUGACUAUGUCGUAGCAGCCAUAUGUGCUAAGCUGGCUUGAGUCCCGGCUGUUGGCUUGUUGAUAUUUAACAGACGUGACUAGUCAGAAGAAUGAAAGUCUGACAGCCAGUCUUACAUAAGGGUAUCAUGUUGAAUGGUAACUGGAUAGAGGAAGCCCAGAUAUAAGAUCACCAGUUGUCUCAUGAAAAACUUCUAGUACCUAUUCAGCUGCAGUUUGUCUGGAGACAAGCUCGAAGACAUUAUGGCAGAUACCUACCUUUAAUAAUUAAUGAAUUAGCGUAGAAAAUAACAAUGCGCUGACUACAAUGUAGCAACAUGAAGUUAUGCAGUUAAUAUUCAAUUGCGGUCUCUGUUGUCAGGAACGAAUUAAUUGAUAUAUAUUAUCAAUGUGUUCCGUCAAAUCUCGGCGGGAUCCAGUCAGUAAGAGUUCGCUUGGGCGCCGCGGUUGGUUCGCGCGGGACUGCGCGCGCACGGUAUGCGCUCGAGUUGAAAUUUGAAUAUGGCGGUUUAUAGGUUAACUAUUUUUAUAAUCGUGAUAUCAUCAUAUCCAAUCAGUCAUGGACAAACAGAAAACGGCACGACGACAACCACAACAUCAGAGCGACCGCAAGGGGACAUGGGGAGUCCCUGCUCUCCCCAUAUGCCAGGAGACGUGGACUUCCAGACGGUAGACCUGAUAGCAGUGUACCGCAUGGACCAACCUGAUGCCAAGGGUAUCACGCUGGUGCAAGGGUCACAGGAUUUGCAGAGAGCGUAUAGGAUUGGGCUUGAUGUUAACUUGACUUUGCCUUUGCGCGAGGUGUUCCCAACUGGUCUACCAUCGCAUUUCACGGUGGUAGGCACAUUCAACGCCCGAGGUCAGCGGCGGCCCUGGAGCCUGGUGAGAGCCCGCUCCGAGUCCAGCCUGCAGUUCUCUCUCACCAUGCUGCCGGUCUCCAAGAAGAUUGCUGUCUUCAUCGGCGGGUCGAGAGUCAUGUUUAAUAGUUAUGAGAUAUUCACUCCGGGCUGGCACAAGAUUCACGCUUCUAUUUCUAACGAUACGGUUCAUGUUGCUGUCGACUGCGUUGAGUUAAUGCCAGAGAAGAUCAGCUCUCGUGACUUCACGAACGCGACUUCUGUCACCAUCGUGUCCAAUGACGACGGCACUUCAGCACCUAUAGAUCUGCAAUGGCUAUCGUUGAGCUGCGACCGAUACAACCUGAGCCGAGAUAGCUGUGAGGAAAUUGAUAAACCUCAGUACUUAGUGGCUACCUCACCACCAACGUUUGACGUGGACCCGGCGUUGUUGGAUCCUUUGGACUCGACAGUUUGCAAUACCACCUGUCCUCCGGGUCCAGAAGGACCACGUGGUCCUAAAGGGGAACCAGGACUGAGAGGAUAUACUGGUAUACCGGGUAUACGCGGUACAAAAGGAGAGAUCGGGGCCCCGGGCCCCAGAGGCUUCAAAGGCGAUAUGGGUGAACCGGGCCCACCUGGACCCGUAGUCAAUGCAUCUGGUGUAGGGUACGUCGGACCACCAGGUGAACCGGGGAGGCGCGGACCAAAGGGAGAGAAAGGCGACGUGGGACCAAGAGGUGAUCCAGGCGAGCGAGGGUUCGAUGGAAUCUCUGGACUGCCAGGAAUUGAUGGGAAAAAUGGUCUGCCUGGACCACCAGGGCCUGUGGGUCCCCGAGGCGAGCAGGGCUUCCCUGGUCCUCCGGGCCCUGCUAGUAACAUCAAUGCUUCUCUGAUACAAGGUGCUAAAGGCGAGAAGGGUGCCCCGGGGCGGGACGGCAGAGACGGCAUCGCGGGCCCCAGAGGACCACCGGGGCAUGACGGACCGACGGGACAACCAGGACCGCAAGGUUUUUCUGGUGCGCCAGGCGUGCCGGGAGUGAGGGGGCCCCCAGGCCCUGCCGGUCCAGAGGGGAAGAGAGGAUCAGAUGGACUACCGGGGCCUGAAGGUCCACCAGGGGCCCCGGGUCGACCAGGGCCGCCGGGCGCUGCAGCUGCAACAGGCGCACUAGUUUCUAUGCCUGGUCCUCAGGGCCCACCCGGACUAACAGGACAGAAAGGAGAGCCUGGUUUCCCAGGGUUCCCUGGCAAGCCUGGUGUGGAUGGGAUACCGGGGGCUCCGGGACCGAUGGGCGCGCCAGGACUACCGGCGCCUCCUAGUAUUGUAAGAGAGGCGCCUUCUAUCUCUGAAGCUGAAAUAAGAAACAUUUGUGAAGAUAUUAUUAAAGAGCGUUUACGAGAGCUGACUGCCAACCUAAUAUUGGAGACAAAAACUGUAGUUGGUAAGCGAGGACACCCGGGAAGACCAGGUCCACCGGGGCCACCGGGAAUACAAGGUGAUUCCGGAGAGCCAGGUCCGCGAGGAUAUCCCGGAGAAACAGGAGAGCCGGGCAAGCCUGGCAGUCCCGGGCAAGCUGGAGACAAGGGCGACAAGGGCGACAGGGGCCCUCAGGGCUUUGGAGUACAGGGGCCUGAGGGACCUAGAGGACAAAUAGGUCCCAUGGGCCCAGCAGGCCAUCCUGGAAGAACUGGAGACAGGGGCGACCCAGGACGAGAAGGAGCGAUAGGCCCUCGCGGUCAUCCAGGGCCCCGGGGCACGUGCGAGUGUCCAAUGGCCUACUACGCGUAUUCGCCACAAGGACUCAGUAAGGGGCCCGGAUGAUCAGAACUAGAACAUACCUGUACUUAAUAAAACUUUAAAGUGA